Ostreococcus lucimarinus CCE9901 is the source of this 858-nucleotide messenger RNA. RefSeq lists its product with no specific name. The record is from RefSeq and is a predicted model, not a curated record. NCBI's taxonomy places the organism in Eukaryota, Viridiplantae, Chlorophyta, Mamiellophyceae, Mamiellales, Bathycoccaceae. The transcript has a single exon. Bases 1 to 858 code for a protein of 285 amino acids.
AUGUCGCGGUACGGCGUCGAUGAAGCGAUCGGCGGACUCCUCGACGACGCGCUGAUCGGCGUCGAUCGUCGCGCGCGCGCGGUCGAAGCGGCGUCGGUCGCGCCGACGCCGCGCUACGGCGGGUCGCUGAGCGAAGACGACGACGACGUGCCGCUCGCCGCGCGCGUGGGCGGUGGGAAACGAGCGAGAGAGCGGGAAGAGACGAACGGGGUGGGACGGGGACGCACGGCGUGGGGAUCCUUCGUCGCCGGACAGUUGCCGGGACGAGCGGUGAGCGAGACGUUCGACGUGGACGAAGAAGGACGGCGCGUCUCGACGGAAGCGCCCGCGGGGUGGGAUGAGCUGUGUCGGAAGGAGUUUGAUGGGAAAAAAUCGGCGCGGCGCGCGGUCAUGGACUGGUAUUGCUCCACGAGCGCGUGCUCGGCGCGAUUGAUCGUCGAUAAGUGGCAGGAGAGCAAAGUGCGGUACGUGUUGCGGUGCUGCCGAUCGUUGCCGAAGAGACAAGAUAAAAACAACGCAAAGUUAGUGCAGCAGAUACAAAAACGGUGUUCGAUGGCGGUGUGUUUGCGAUACAACAGAGACCAAAACUGUUGGCUCGUCGCCGAAAGCGAGAGCUCGCCGCGACACUCAGCCUUGUGCGAGGACCACGUUCGCCCCAACGUGUCCUCCGCGCUGUUCGCGCAGCAUCUCGAUGGGAUCGAGAAGGUCCCCAUCGAGUUCCGCGCCGAAUUCGUAGCGCGGCGCUUGAAAGAGAGCGGUCUCAAAGUCACUUCGGGUACGAAGCAGCGCGCCGUGAGCCUCGCGCUCGAGCGCGCCGAACGAGCGUCCGCCGACGCGCCGCGCGCGUCGCUCGCGUAG